Aspergillus alliaceus is the source of this 3561-nucleotide messenger RNA. RefSeq lists its product as uncharacterized. Bases 1 to 3561 code for a protein of 1186 amino acids. The transcript has 8 exons. The record is from RefSeq and is a predicted model, not a curated record. Lineage: Eukaryota; Fungi; Ascomycota; Eurotiomycetes; Eurotiales; Aspergillaceae. Gene Ontology annotation, cellular component: small-subunit processome.
AUGAAGAAACAUCGAUCGCCAUCCCAAUUUUGGGACACAGCUCUCAACAAGAUCUUCCCCAGGCGAGCCUCGCGAUCUAGAUCGGACGAAUACGACGCUUUCAUGACUUUUGGGUCCUCCGCUGUCAGCGAACAUACCGACGGCUUUUACAUGUACUCCCAGGCGCUUCUAGACCAGGAAAACAGAAGGCGGGAGGCUUUAUUGCUCCGCCAAUCGGACAGCACAGAUGUUUCAUAUUCGUCCGCUCUCAUGGCGCCAAUUCCGCGACCUGCACUCCCUUACACCAUUAGCUCUCCUGAAUGGAACAUAUUCUCUGAAGCAGUCAAGGCCCUCGAAGAUGCAAUCGACGACGAUGCUUCUGACUGGAUCCACAGUGUCCUGUCGAUCUUUGCUAAGGUCUACGCUGUCGCCAAGAUCGUGGUCACAAUCCUCAUGUACUAUGGGAUUGAGGUGGAAGACAUCCCUGACAGUGUCCCAGCCCAUAUCAGACGUAUGGAAGAAGUCGUGACGUCUGACUCGAUUAUUGACCUGAUCGAUGCCGUAGAGAGUCUUUAUUAUUCUCUGUAUGCGAGGCUCAUAAUGGAGAUCGCAAAUGUUGACUUGUCGACUUGCUUCAACCUGGAACUCCGACGUGCGUCCCGCAAGGAAGGCUUUACGCUCCCCGAGCCUGAUCAUUUGCUCAAAAUCAUGGCACAUUGCAAAAACACCCUCGAAGCGCCAACCGUGUGCAAUAAUGUCAAUGUGGACCUUGUCAAGGUGCACCAGGAUGAGUUUAUCCGCCGCGCCAUGGAGAGGGCCAUCGGCACAGGGUUCUUCCUCGAUGAUCUCCUUGGAUACCGCCGUUAUACUAUGGGGAUCGUGAGCGACAUAUCGUCCAAGUUCCGUCAGAAAUGGAAUCACAAUACAUUUCUUUAUCAGAUACCACCAGAGGAGAUUCUCACUGUUCAGUCCGAAAAGUAUCUUUCGUUUAUUCCCAAGCCGGAAGCCGUGCUGUCCAUUGCUGCCACCGAGCUUCCUUUCGUCGACCGCGACAGUAUUGACCCUGAGAUCUGGGAGAGUGAGCUCGUCAAGGACCACCGCCAGUCAACCUUAGCCAAGAUGGAAGGCAAAGGUAUCGGUGAUAUCAGGCGAGGGGAUGACCGACGCCGCCCGAGCGACUACAUGACAGAGAGAAAAUGCAUCUGUCGCUCAUCAUGCAUUUGUUCCUUGGAAUGCACCACGGAGCCCGAGCGUCAAUGUCCCUGCGCAGACCGUAUGAUGCAGAUAAUGCUUGCGAAACGUCGCGAGGCUCCGGGAACUCGCGACUUUAGUACCCGAUGCGGCAAUCUUGCUAGGGCGAUCUUUGAAGGAGCUUCCUUGAUCAAACGGGAUAUGGACGAUAUCGAGAUCACUAUAGAGCUGGACCAGGCAUUUUCACUUGUGAGCAAUGAGAUCCAGAAGCAGCGCCCGGGCAUGGUGCCCAAAACCGUAUCGACUUCGGCGACUGUAUUAAUAUCCUCCUCCUUGUCAUCACCGUGGUUAUUACCAUCUGCGCGAAAUCCACAGUGGAUCGCAAACUUCAGAGGACCCAGAAUUGGAGUACGACGAUAUACUCGUGCUGGGCCCUCCUACGGCAUCACCACUCCCGUCCCGGAUCGUCCUCCACAGUUCCCCAGUUCCGGAUCUCAGUCUCCAUUCUGCUUCCAGACAGGAUAUGCGCUCUGCGCCAAACGGCCCUCGCGCCCCUUCCCCCCACCGUUCCUGUCCCCGCCGUCCUCGUCCUUUUCCGAUCCGUUGACAACCCACUAUCUAAGUCAGGAUAAGAGAUUAUCCGUCGGGGGUGAACUAAUUCGGGGGCUGAACAACGGCGACGACGCAGUCUUGGUUGCGGAUAAUUUCCUCGGGGUUGAUGAUGGUGUAGGGGCAUGGGCUACCAAGCCCCGAGGUCAUGCUGCACUCUGGUCCCGACUUCUACUACAUUUUUGGGCUCUGCAAGUCGAACGAGAAGUCAAUAAUGAUGCGCAGCUGGAUCCCAUCAGAUAUCUACAACGUGCGUACGAAGAAACGACCCGCGCAACGGCCACACCCAGCGAAUGGUACGGAACUACGACGUCCGUCACCGCGAUCUUACAUUGGAAAUGCGACGAUGAAGGGAACACGAAACCUUUACUUUACGUGACCAACCUGGGUGAUUGCAAGGUCCUUGUCAUUCGCCCGAGCGAGGAGAAGGUCUUAUUUCGGACUAAGGAACAAUGGCAUUGGUUUGACUGCCCCGUGCAGCUAGGGACAAAUAGUGUGGAUACGCCACAGAACGAUGCGGUGCUGUCCCGGGUUGAUUUGGAGGAGGAGGAUGUCGUACUCGCUGUUUCUGACGGUGUUCUGGACAAUCUAUGGGAGCAUGAAAUAGUGUCCAUCACGCUCGAGAGCAUGAAGAAGUGGAAUCAGGGACGGUACGACAACAUAGGCCUCGAAUGGGCUCCUCCGGAGGUCCUGGCGGAAGAACGUAUGGUAUUCGUAGCUAGGGAGCUACUCAAAUCUGCGCUAGCGAUUGCCCAGGAUCCAUUUGCUGAGAGUCCGUUUAUGGAGCGAGCGAUUGAAGAAGGCCUCGCUAUUGAGGGGGGUAAGGCCAAACGCUCAAAGAAGUAUCGCAAGCUCAUGCACCAGUACGAGCUAGCAUUCGGCUUCCGCGAACCCUACCAAGUCCUAGUCGACUCAAACUUCCUCCAGGCAGUACACUCCUUCAAGAUGGAGCUCAUCCCCUACUUAGAACGCACACUGCAGGGCAAAGUCAAGCCCCUCCUAACAAAAUGCUCACUGGCAAAAAUAAUGGCCAAUCAACCUCUCAAUCCCCGAACCAACAACCCCGUCCGUCCUGCCCAGCUCCCUCCGCCCACAGUCCUUCCUCUGCGCCACUGCACCCACAACGAAGACGAAACCCCCAUCGACGAAGUAGAGUGUCUUCUCUCGCUGCUUUCGCCUUCUGCGGAUGUGAAGCGGAACAAGGAGCAUUAUAUCCUUGCUACGGCGGACCCGGCGACGCCAAAGGCUGCGGCGCAGGAUGCGAAUGCGAAGAAGAGGAAGCGCGGCGUUGAUGAGGGGGAAGUUGCGUUGAGAAAGUCUAGGAUGUUUAGGAGUGCGGCACGAGCUAUUCCCGGGGUGCCGAUUGUGUAUGUAAAGAGGUCUGUUAUGGUGUUGGAGCCGAUGAGUUCGUUGUCCGAGGAACUGAGGGAUGGGUAUGAGAAUGGGAAGUUUCGGGCUGGGUUGAAUGAUGAGGCUGUGAAUAAGAAGGGUGGGGAGGGUGCUAAGACGAAGAAGGGGAUGAAGAAGGUGAAGGGGCCGAAUCCGUUGAGUGUGAAGAAGCCGAAGAAGAGGGUUAAUGAGUCGGGUUCGAGUAGGCCGGCGAAGAAGAGGGAUGCGGAGGGCUCUCGUGCGGAGGAUGGAGACGAGAGGGCCGGGGAUGGUGAUGGUGAUUCUGCGCCUAAGCCGAAGCGGAGGAGACGCCAUCAUAAUCGCGGUGCUAGGACUGAUGGUGAUGGCGAGGAACCUUCGGGUGGAGGCGAUACGGUUGCGAUGGAGGAGUGA